Uranotaenia lowii is the source of this 2410-nucleotide messenger RNA. RefSeq names its product acyl-CoA-binding domain-containing protein 5. Lineage: Eukaryota; Metazoa; Arthropoda; Insecta; Diptera; Culicidae. Bases 665 to 1726 code for a protein of 353 amino acids. The transcript is spliced from 5 exons. Gene Ontology annotation, molecular function: fatty-acyl-CoA binding. Gene Ontology annotation, biological process: fatty acid metabolic process. The record is from RefSeq and is a predicted model, not a curated record.
CACUCGGUUUCGCUCGACGGUAUUUUGUGCGGUCUCUUUGCCUUGCCAACGAAUAUAGGUGGAUUAGCUAGUGGGUGGCUUAAGAAAUUUUUCAUUGAUUUAUUUUGUACUGCUUUUCCGUUCGGUCGAGUAUUUUCUGCAAUACAGCGCUAUCCAUAUUUAAACAAAUUGUUUCUCUCGCUGUUAAGGAUAGGAAAGUGGAAUUAAAGUGGAUUCCUGACCGGAUUGAUUUGGUGAAAAAGGCGAAUCACGUCGAAGGAAAGGCAGCUAAGCCAAUAAAGUGCUCUUGAAAACAGCGGAACAAUCAUUUGGACUGUGUUUGAUUCCAUAGUCUCUAGCAAAAGUAUCUCAUUUUGUGGUUCCUUCAGCAGUUCACAAGCGGUUGUGCUCACAAGAAAUAAGGUGGUAUACGUCGAUAACUGAAAAGUCUACGAUUGCUACAUGUAUGUUGGUUACGCAGUCCUUGGACGAAGUUUGAUGUCGUUCGGUGCGGUAUGACGAAUUAGUUUACAUCUAUUGUUUGUGUGUGUAAAAGUGAAAGCAUAAAAAAUAGCUUAUAAAGCUCCAUUUAUUUCGGGGGUCAUUCGGUCAUCAUCGAAGAGAAGAAGCAACGAGAGCAAUCCACACUGAAUUCCUUCACUGCAACCUUCCUCCAAAACAAAACAUGUCAGUGGAAGACAGAUUCAAUGCUGCUGUAAAUGUGAUUCGAGGACUGCCGAAAAACGGUCCGUACCAGCCCAGCAAUGAUAUGCUAUUGACUUUCUAUUCGCUUUUCAAACAAGCGACCAAGGGAAAGUGUACGGAGCGACAGCCUGCGUUCUGGAAUGUCGUCAGCAAGGCGAAAUGGGACGCCUGGAAUCGGCUGGGCGACAUGCCGAAGGAAGUCGCCAUGCAAAAGUAUGUUGACGAACUGAAGAAGAUCGUAGAGACAAUGUCCUACACCGAUACGGUCGCUAACUUCCUGGAGUACGGUUCGGGAGACGCCGAUAAUGUCAGCAUCAACGAUUUGGAACUAGUGGCUCCAGAGGUGAUCCAACAAGCCCGAUCCCGUCCGAACUCGCCCUUGGCUUCACGUGAUACUAGUCCUGUUCGGGCAUCUCCGGUUACUCCGCCGCCCACCAUUACUGUCCCACCAACUGUGGCGAACGGUGCAACACCACUACUGGUCAAUGGUCAUCACCAGAAUGGACUAACGAUUGCUGCCAAACAACAGCUCACAAACGGGUACCGCCAUCAUGCUUAUCAGAACGGAAACGUCCAAUCGGACCUCAGCGAUGACGAGUACAUAGAUACGGUGGACGAUUCGGAAACAGAAUCUACGUUCCGUCCGAUCGAAGCCGUACACAUAGCACGUGGUGGCGUCACAUCUGCGGGUCGCAUUUCGCAGACUUCAUUUGGAGUAAACGACCAGUUCUACAGUAUCCCAUCGUCCGCAUCAAUGAUUCUUGGUGGUGGAAGUCCUGAAGUAAUGUCUCAGUUGACAAGAGCCAUCGAACGGCUGAAUGCCAGUGUUCAACAGGUUAACAAUCGGAUAAACGUUGUAGAGCAGUCGGUUUCCAGCUUGCGUAGCACUAUUCAACAGGGCGGUCGUGCCGUGGUGGGUCGAAGCAAAAAGCUUCCCCCCUGGUGGCCCCUGGAUGAAAUUUCUCCCCGUAUGUUGGCUUUUAUUAUUCUUUGGCCCCUAGUAAUAAACCGGAUGAUGGUUUGGUUGCAGCGCCGGAAAUAGAAUUACUACUAGUUCGUAACCAAAGGUUUUGUUCACAUGGAACGUGUAAAUAUUUAAUUUCUAGAACAAAAAAGCGUUAUGAAAUGGGAUAUGGAAAAGUGAUUUUUUGGUUCCCCAGGUUACACAUUCCGCCGCCAAUGAGCAGAAAGUAUCGAUGCGCUUGUUUGUUGAUUUAACUUUCUUAAAGAAAAAUAAGACAAGCUAUUUGCGCAUUCGAAAUAAAACAAAUUGAAUCCAUAAAAUGCAUAGCAAGACCAGCUAAACGAUAACCGGUAGCAAUACGCGUACCCUAGCAGUGAUAAUUGACAAAUAUGAGCGAAAUAGAUAGGAACCUCGUCAGUUACCGCAGUUACAAUUAAAAGUGCAAUUUAUUUUUUGUGGUAGGCGUACAAUAAGACGCAAACUUAGUGCUUUCAUUUCGUUCCUUUCUUGGAACCUGCACAGCGGUGCAGGAAGCAGUUUUUCACUAUUAACAUUAUUCAGUUAUACAGGAAUCAUUGAUUUUUUUAGUUACCGCAACGAUAUGUUUAUAAAAAAAGUCUAUACGUUCUAACGGUUGGUGUUGUUUUAUUGAAAUUAAUUUAUUUUUGUACUCGUACUUUUGAGGUGUCUGAAACAAAGCAAGAAAAUCUUAUUCCCAAUCUAUUCUCUAGACAAUUGUUUAAAUAAAUACAAACAAAGUUA